Molecule: messenger RNA, 4647 nt
Organism: Rangifer tarandus platyrhynchus (Svalbard reindeer)
Lineage: Eukaryota; Metazoa; Chordata; Mammalia; Artiodactyla; Cervidae
Source: the annotation of a GenBank genome assembly
AUGAGCCUUUCAUUCUGCGGUAACAACAUUUCUUCCUAUAAUAUCUAUGAUGGUGUGUUACAAAAUCCCUGCUUUGUGGAUGCCCUCAACCUGGUUCCUCAUGUCUUCCUGCUGUUUAUCACUUUCCCAAUAUUGUUCAUUGGGUGGGGGAGUCAAAGCUCGAAGGUACAAAUUCAUCACAACACAUGGCUUCAUUUUCCUGGACACAACCUGAGAUGGAUCCUUACAUUUGCCCUCCUGUUUGUGCAUGUUUGUGAAAUAGCGGAAGGCAUUGUUUCAGAUUCACGGCGGGAGUCGAGGCAUCUCCACCUCUUCAUGCCUGCGGUGAUGGGAUUUGUUGCUACCACCACAUCCAUAGUAUACUAUCAUAACAUUGAAACAUCAAAUUUUCCUAAGUUACUUUUAGCCUUAUUCCUGUAUUGGGUAAUGGCCUUUAUCACAAAAACCAUAAAGCUGGUCAAAUAUUGGCAGUCUGGUUGGGGAAUAUCAGACCUGCGUUUCUGCAUCACAGGCAUAAUGGUCAUUUUGAAUGGACUCUUGAUGGCUGUGGAGAUCAAUGUCAUUCGGGUCAGAAGAUAUGUGUUCUUCGUGAAUCCGCAGAAAGUAAAGCCCCCUGAAGACCUCCAGGAUCUGGGUGUGAGGUUUCUCCAACCAUUCGUGAAUUUACUGUCAAAAGCAACCUAUUGGUGGAUGAAUACACUCAUCAUAUCCGCUCAUAAAAAGCCUAUUGAUCUGAAAGCAAUUGGAAAAUUACCAAUAGCAAUGAGAGCAGUAACAAACUACGUUUGUUUGAAAGAUGCAUAUGAAGAACAAAAGAAAAAAGUGGCAGAUGACCCAAAUCGGACUCCAUCUAUAUGGCUGGCAAUGUACAGAGCUUUUGGGCGACCAAUUCUACUUAGUAGCACGUUUCGUUAUCUUGCUGACUUACUGGGUUUUGCCGGACCUCUCUGUAUUUCUGGAAUAGUUCAGCGUGUAAAUGAAACCCAGAAUGAAACAAAUAAUCCAACAGGAGUAAAAAUCCUCUCAUCAAAGGAAUUUCUUGAAAAUGCUUAUGUUCUAGCAGUUCUUCUGUUCUUGGCUCUUAUUCUGCAAAGGACAUUUUUGCAGGCUUCCUACUAUGUGACCAUUGAGACUGGCAUUAACCUCCGUGGAGCCUUGCUGGCCAUGAUAUAUAAUAAAAUCCUUCGGCUUUCUACAUCUAAUUUAUCUAUGGGUGAGAUGACCCUGGGUCAGAUCAACAAUUUGGUCGCCAUUGAAACCAAUCAGCUCAUGUGGUUCUUGUUCCUGUGUCCCAAUCUAUGGGCCAUGCCUGUUCAGAUCAUCAUGGGAGUGAUUCUGCUCUACAACUUGCUUGGGUCCAGCGCUCUGGUUGGUGCCGCUGUCAUUGUGCUCCUCGCGCCAAUUCAAUACUUCAUCGCUACAAAGUUGGCAGAAGCUCAGAAGAGCACUCUUGAUUAUUCCACUGAGAGACUGAAGAAAACAAAUGAAAUACUGAAAGGCAUCAAACUUCUAAAGCUAUACGCCUGGGAGCACAUCUUUUGCAAGAGUGUGGAAGAGACAAGAAUGAAAGAACUCUCCAGUCUCAAAACCUUUGCUCUUUAUACAUCACUCUCCAUCUUCAUGAACGCGGCAAUUCCCAUAGCAGCUGUUCUUGCUACGUUUGUGACCCACGCAUAUGCCAGCGGGAACAGCCUCAAACCUGCAGAGGCCUUUGCUUCGCUGUCUCUCUUCCACAUCCUGGUCACCCCUCUCUUCCUGCUCUCCACCGUGGUCAGGUUUGCAGUCAAAGCCAUCAUCAGUGUUCAAAAGCUGAAUGAAUUUCUCUUGAGUGAUGAGAUUGGUGAGGACAGCUGGCGAACUGGAGAAGGUUCUCUUCCGUUUGAAUCCUGUAAGAAGCACACUGCAGUCCAGCCAAAAACCAUAAACAGGAAGCAGCCUGGAAGAUAUCACCUGGACAGCUGCGAACCAUCAGCACGGCGUCUGCGCCCCAUGGAGACUGAGGACAUCGCAAUCAAGGUCACAAAUGGGUACUUUUCAUGGGGCAGUGGUUUAGCAACCUUAUCCAAUAUCGAUAUUCGAAUUCCAACAGGUCAGUUAACCAUGAUUGUGGGCCAAGUGGGAUGUGGGAAGUCCUCUCUUCUCCUUGCCAUCCUCGGAGAGAUGCAGACCUUGGAAGGAAAAGUUCACUGGAGCAAUGUAAAUGAAUCUGAACCUUCUUUUGAAGCGACCAGAAGUAGGAACAGGUAUUCUGUGGCUUAUGCAGCUCAAAAGCCUUGGCUAUUAAAUGCUACGGUAGAAGAAAAUAUUACCUUUGGAAGUCCUUUCAACAAGCAAAGGUACAAAGCAGUCACAGACGCAUGUUCUCUUCAACCAGAUAUCGACUUACUACCAUUUGGAGACCAAACUGAAAUUGGAGAGAGGGGCAUCAACCUGAGUGGAGGUCAGAGGCAAAGAAUCUGUGUGGCCCGAGCCCUCUAUCAAAAUACCAACAUUGUCUUCUUGGAUGAUCCAUUUUCUGCCUUGGACAUUCACUUGAGUGAUCACCUAAUGCAGGAAGGAAUUUUGAAAUUUCUCCAAGAUGACAAGAGGACACUUGUUCUUGUGACUCACAAAUUACAAUAUCUAACACAUGCUGACUGGAUCAUAGCCAUGAAAGAUGGGAGUGUUCUAAGAGAAGGGACUUUGAAGGAUAUUCAGACCAAAGAUGUAGAGCUGUAUGAACAUUGGAAAACACUAAUGAAUCGGCAGGAUCAAGAACUAGAAAAGGAUAUGGAAGCUGACCAAACAACUUUAGAGAGGAAAACACUCCGAAGAGCCAUGUAUUCAAGAGAGGCCAAAGCCCAACUGGAGGAUGAAGACGAAGAGGAAGAAGAGGAGGAAGAUGAGGAUGAUAACAUGUCCACGGUAAUGAGGCUGAGGACUAAAAUGCCAUGGAAGACCUGUUGGCGGUAUCUCACUUCUGGAGGAUUCUUCUUGCUCUUCCUGAUGAUUUUCUCUAAGCUUCUGAAACAUUCCGUCAUUGUAGCGAUAGACUACUGGCUGGCCACGUGGACCUCAGAGUAUAGUAUAACCAGUACUGGAAAAACUGAUCAGACCUACUAUGUGGCUGGAUUUAGCAUACUUUGUGGAGCAGGUAUUUUCCUCUGCCUUGUUACAUCUCUCACUGUGGAAUGGAUGGGUCUCACAGCUGCUAAAAAUCUUCACCACAAUCUCCUUAAUAAAAUAAUUCUUGGACCAAUAAGAUUCUUUGAUACCACACCACUGGGACUGAUUCUCAAUCGCUUUUCAGCUGAUACAAAUAUCAUUGAUCAGCAUAUCCCUCCGACUUUGGAAUCUCUAACUCGGUCAACACUGCUCUGUGUGUCUGCAAUUGGCAUGAUUUCUUAUGCCACCCCUGUGUUCCUGGUUGCACUAGUGCCUCUUGGGGUCGCCUUUUAUUUUAUCCAGAAAUACUUCCGAGUGGCCUCUAAGGACCUCCAGGAACUUGAUGACAGUACCCAGCUGCCUCUGCUUUGCCACUUCUCAGAAACUGCUGAAGGGCUCACUACCAUUCGGGCAUUUAGGCAUGAGACCAGAUUUAAGCAACGAAUGCUGGAACUGACAGACACUAACAACAUUGCCUACUUAUUCCUGUCAGCUGCCAACAGAUGGCUGGAGGUCAGAACGGAUUAUCUGGGAGCUUGCAUUGUCCUCACUGCAUCUAUUGCAUCCAUUAGUGGGUCUUCCAAUUCUGGAUUGGUGGGCUUAGGUCUUCUAUAUGCACUUACGAUAACCAAUUAUUUGAAUUGGGUUGUGAGGAACUUGGCCGAUGUGGAGGUCCAGAUGGGCGCAGUGAAGAAAGUGAACAGUUUCCUGACUAUGGAGUCUGAGAACUAUGAAGGCACCAUGGAUCCUUCUCAAGUUCCAGAACAUUGGCCUCAGGAGGGGGAGAUCAAGAUUCAUGAUCUGUGUGUCAGAUAUGAAAAUAACCUAAAGCCUGUUCUUAAGCAUGUAAAGGCUUACAUCAAACCUGGGCAGAAGGUGGGCAUAUGUGGUCGCACUGGCAGUGGGAAGUCAUCAUUAUCUCUGGCUUUCUUCAGAAUGGUGGAUAUAUUUGAUGGAAAGAUUGUCAUUGAUGGGAUAGACAUUUCCAAACUGCCACUGCACACACUACGUUCUAGGCUUUCAAUCAUUCUGCAGGAUCCCAUACUCUUCAGUGGUUCUAUUCGAUUUAACUUAGAUCCAGAAUGCAAAUGCACAGAUGACAGACUCUGGGAAGCUCUUGAAAUUGCUCAGUUGAAGAACAUGGUCAAAUCCCUACCAGGAGGUCUAGAUGCAGUUGUCACUGAAGGUGGGGAGAAUUUUAGCGUUGGACAGAGACAGCUGUUCUGCCUUGCCAGGGCCUUUGUCCGCAAAAGCAGUAUUCUCAUCAUGGAUGAAGCAACAGCUUCCAUUGACAUGGCCACAGAAAACAUUUUGCAGAAAGUGGUCAUGACAGCUUUUGCAGAUCGCACCGUUGUUACAAUAGCUCAUCGGGUUCACACUAUUCUGACGGCAGACCUAGUUAUUGUGAUGAAGCGAGGAAAUAUUUUAGAAUAUGACACUCCAGAAAGUCUCUUGGCCCGGGAAGAUGGAGUAUUCGCUUCUUUUGUUCGUGCAGACAUGUGA